Molecule: messenger RNA, 1843 nt
Organism: Gordionus sp. m RMFG-2023
Lineage: Eukaryota; Metazoa; Nematomorpha; Gordioida; Chordodea; Parachordodidae
Exons: 8
Coding region: 195-1682 (495 amino acids)
Source: RefSeq, a predicted model, not a curated record
AAAAUUUAAGAAAUGAUAUAUUUUUUAUGAUUUUACGAAAUACAUAAAUAAUGAUAAUUAAUGUUCAAAUCUGGUAUUUUUUUAUAUGAAAAUAAUUAAUUUGGGAUGAUGAUAUUCUAUUCAAAUGCCAUUAACGGAAUUUAUACUUUUAUCCUAUCAACAAGAUAAAUCCCAUUAACCAUAAAUCUCGUCAGAUGUUGCCCAUCCAAAUUAUUCUCAACAUUUUUUCAUAUUAUUUUCUACGUUCGAGGAUAUUCGCACUACAUAUAUCAGAACAUUGUGAUACAGCGCUAGGUAUGGAAUCGGAAGGCAUCCCGAACGAAUGGCUUUCGGCGAGUUCUUCCCACGAUGCCGAAAGUGUGGGGCCUCAUAACGGGAGACUUAACCUAGACCGUGAUGGUGGAGCCUGGUGCCCAGCCGAUGGUCCCUUAAAUUCGCCCGAUUCCUUCUCAUCCCAACAAUUUUUACAGAUAAAUCUUCCGCACCCUCAUACCAUAACGGCCGUGGAGACGCAAGGCCGAUUUGGAAAUGGCAAUGGCCAAGAGUUUGUCGAGCAAUUUAAAUUAGUUUACGCUAUAACGUAUCCCGAUGGGAGUAGAAAGGGUGAAGAGAGCUGGAUAAUGUACAAGGAUAGCGCAGGAAACACGAUUUUGAAUGGAAACAAUGACACUCAAACUAUUCGCAAAACCAGAUUAUCGCCACCAAUCACGGCUAAUAAAAUACGGUUCAUCCCAUAUAAUUUGAACCCUCGGACCGUAUGCAUGAGGGUCGAGAUAAGGGGUUGUCCAUUUACAGAUGGCAUAAUACCAUCCACAUCCGAAGCCAACCCAACAUUUGAAUCUAACAUUUCGGGGAAUCUGAAUAACGAUGGGAAAAACCACAAAAUAUUGAUCAUAAUUUUGACCUGCGCAUUAUUAUUUUUCGUCAUAAAUCUCUCGUUUAUUCAGGUUCGUCGUUGUUACGUUAAACAAAAAUUUGCCCCUAAAAAAGUUCUCUACAAGUUCAAAGCCAUCCCCUCUAUCCCCACAUUCACUCCCUCCUCUCAUUCAACCAGCAAUAAUGUUUCCAAUCUGCCUCCCCCUCCACUCAUCGAUAAGCACGUCGAUAAUAGAGGGCAUAAUACAAAUCAACUUCAAGAUAAACCCUUGGCUAACGAAGCACUUCUCGUCCAAAAUCACCCAACCCUGAGACGCAUAUUGUAUCCCCAAGCAAGUUCUGCUUCUCCUGCUUCAUUGACUCUUUCUAACCCUAGGGGACUGGUAGCCGACCUCUGUUGUUUCGACAACCAUACUUUUGUUCCAUCCCCUUACCUUGACGUCAAAAAUGGGGCGGGAUCUGGAAGACAUCAACAAGCUUACCCUAGAAUAUGCGCAGACUCAUCCGGAUCUUCACCGUCGGCUACCACGCGCUCCUCUUCCAACUCAACCGUUUCCACUUCCGCAACCUCAAAGGUUGAUAGCGGAACCGAUUCGCGCGGGAAAAGAGAAGAAACGAUGACUAAGAAAAUCCCCUUAAUGGGAUUACACGCCGUCGAUGAUAAGAUUGAUAAUCUUACAACCAUCAACCCGUACGCGUGCGUAGAUCUUUUGCAGCAAAACAAUUUUUGCUCUUCCAAAUCUAUUACGUCUUCUAUACCCGCAAUUCCUAAAGAAUCAAUAACAUUAUUCGAAAAUUGGACAUGACCUUAAGGGAGGUGAAGUAGUUCACGAUGUUUUAUGUUAGCUGACUAUCAAAUAUUAUUGACUUCAUUUCAUUAAAAUUUAAUUAUCACAUUAUGUUUACAAUUUUAUGUUAAAUGAUGCAUUGUUGUUAACAUAUCUCGCGAUGGAGAAAUUAUCAAUUA